This is a messenger RNA of Oxyura jamaicensis (ruddy duck), 12579 nucleotides long. It is a transcript of the gene PLXNA4, whose product is annotated as plexin A4. Gene Ontology annotation, cellular component: semaphorin receptor complex. Gene Ontology annotation, molecular function: protein binding; semaphorin receptor activity. The record is from RefSeq and is a predicted model, not a curated record. Lineage: Eukaryota; Metazoa; Chordata; Aves; Anseriformes; Anatidae. Bases 500 to 6178 code for a protein of 1892 amino acids. The transcript has 32 exons. Gene Ontology annotation, biological process: negative regulation of cell adhesion; semaphorin-plexin signaling pathway involved in axon guidance; regulation of cell migration.
CGAAAUCCCGGCUGCGGAGUCAGCGCUGUAAAAACCUCCCUCCCUCCGCGCGUGUGUGUGUGCUGCAACCGAAACCUGCCUAUUGAUGCUCCGCGUUUAUCAGACAUAUGCCCCUAAAUUAUGCAGACAGGGAGAAGUGAUCUAAACACCGAGCCGCACAUGGUUUCGGUGGAAAUAUAAUACUCCGGCAGCAGAUGAGUUCCUCCCAGAUAAACAAACCCACUCGCUCAGCCCCAGCAGGGCUGAGCGCUGUUUGGGUUUGGAGUGGCUGCAUGUGGCUGCUGCAUCCCCAGCCCAGAGGAAACCUGCCUGCUGGAGCCCCAUCUGCUCCCCGCUCUGCGAAAGGGACGCAGCCCUCGCCUUGCUGGAUUCGGGUGUAGGACCUGCAGGACUCGCCUUGGCAGAAGGGACCAGGACAAAAUCUGCCAGGGAAUUGGUGUUUUGAAGACACUUGCAGCUUUCAAUCUUCGUUCCCUUGGGAAUACAAAUCUUUCUAAACAUGUCACCAGCCAUGUGGAAGUGGACUUGCCUCAUUUCUCACCUCCUGUUAUCUGCCACAGUGUCGCCUCUUGUUAGGCAGCAGCCACCCCACCCAAAGAGGCCCUUCAUCACUUUCACUGGAGACCAAGCAGAGGGGAACUUCAACCACUUGGUUGUUGAUGAAAGAACUGGGCACAUUUACUUGGGAGCUGUCAACAGGAUCUACAAACUCUCCAGUGACCUGAAGGUCCUGGUGACCCACCAGACUGGUCCCGAUGAAGAUAAUCCCAAGUGUUAUCCUCCCAGGAUAGUCCAAACCUGCAAUGAACCCUUGACACCCACUAACAACAUCAACAAAAUGCUCCUCAUAGACUACAAGGAGAAUCGGUUGAUAGCCUGUGGGAGCCUUUACCAGGGCAUUUGUAAGCUUUUGAGGCUGGAUGACCUCUUCAAGCUGGGCGAGCCCUUCCACAAGAAGGAGCAUUACCUCUCCGGUGUCAACGAGAGUGGCUCUGUUUUUGGAGUCAUUGUUUCUUACAGCAACAUGGAUGACAAGUUGUUCAUUGCCACCGCUGUGGAUGGCAAGCCUGAGUAUUUCCCCACUAUUUCCAGCAGAAAGCUAACCAAGAACUCUGAGGCAGAUGGGAUGUUUGCGUAUGUUUUCCAUGAUGAGUUUGUGGCCUCCAUGAUUAAAAUCCCCUCAGACACCUUUACCAUCAUACCUGACUUUGAUAUCUACUACAUCUAUGGCUUCAGCAGCGGUAACUUUGUCUAUUUCCUAACUCUGCAGCCUGAAAUGAUCUCACCACCUGGCUCCACCACAAAGGAGCAGGUUUACACCUCUAAGCUGGUCCGUUUGUGCAAGGAGGACACAGCUUUUAACUCCUAUGUUGAGGUGCCCAUUGGUUGUGAGAAGAACGGGGUAGAGUACCGGUUGCUCCAGGCGGCCUACUUGUCCAAGGCUGGAGCCAUUCUGGCGAGAUCUUUGGGUGUAGGCCCUGAGGAUGAUAUCCUCUUCACAGUCUUCUCCAAGGGGCAGAAAAGGAAGAUGAAGUCCUUGGAUGAGUCUGCUCUUUGCAUCUUUGUCCUCAAAAAGAUCAACGAUCGCAUCAAGGACAGGCUGCAGUCCUGCUACAGGGGAGAGGGAACGUUAGAUCUGGCCUGGCUCAAAGUCAAGGAUAUUCCCUGUAGCAGCGCGCUGUUAACGAUUGAUGACAAUUUCUGUGGCCUGGAUAUGAAUGCCCCGUUGGGAGUAUCAUCAAUGGUGCGUGGGCUCCCCAUUUUCACUGAGGACGGAGACAGAAUGACAUCCGUGAUUGCCUACGUCUACAAGAACCAUUCCUUGGCUUUUGUGGGAACCAAGAGUGGGAAGCUCAAGAAGAUCCGUGUGGACGGCACCACCAAGAACACGUUGGAGUAUGAGAUAGUGCAGGUGGUGGACACCGGCCCCAUAUUACGGGAUAUGGCCUUCUCAGUGGAUCAUGAACACCUCUACAUCAUGUCUGAGAAGCAGCUCACCCGGGUGCCCGUGGAGUCGUGCAGCCAGUACGAGACCUGCAGCGAGUGCCUGGGCUCGGGAGACCCUCACUGUGGGUGGUGUGUGCUUCACAACACGUGCACGAGGAAGGAGCGGUGCGAGCGCUCCAGUGAGCCUCGGAGAUUCGCCUCGGAGAUGAAGCAGUGUGUCCGGCUUACCGUGCAUCCCAACAACAUCUCCGUCUCCCAGUACAACGUGUUGCUGGUCUUGGAGACUUACAACGUCCCUGAGCUGUCUGCGGGAGUCAACUGCACCUUCGAGGACCUUUCGGAGAUGGAUGGCUUGGUGGUGGGCAGUCAGAUCCAGUGCAUCUCACCGGCUGCCAAAGAGGUGCCCCAGAUCAUCACCGAGAAUGGAGACCAUCACAUCGUUCAGCUCCAGCUCAAGUCCAAGGAAACGGGUAUGACCUUUGCCAGCACCAGCUUUGUCUUCUACAACUGCAGCGUCCACAACUCGUGCCUGUCCUGCGUGGAGAGCCCUUACCGGUGCCACUGGUGCAAGUACCGCCACGUCUGCACACACGACCCCAGCUCCUGCUCCUUCCAGGAGGGACGAGUCAAGCUGCCCGAGGACUGUCCCCAGCUGCUGCAGGCAGAGAAGAUCCUGGUGCCUGUGGAGGUGAUCAAGCCCAUCACCCUGAAGGCCAAGAACCUGCCCCAGCCACAGUCUGGCCAGCGAGGCUACGAAUGCAUCCUGAACAUCCAGGGCAAUGAGCAGCGGGUGCCCGCCUUGAGGUUCAACAGCUCCAGCGUGCAGUGCCAGAACACGUCGUAUUCGUACGAAGGGAUGGAGAUUAACAGCCUGCCGGUGGAGCUGACAGUUGUGUGGAACGGGAAUUUCAACAUCGACAACCCAGCACAGAACAAAGUUCACCUGUACAAGUGUGGGGCCAUGCGUGACAGCUGUGGCCUGUGCCUGAAAGCCGACCCGGACUUCGAGUGUGGCUGGUGUGAGGGGCAGAACCAGUGCACACUGAAGCAGCACUGCCCGGCCCAGGACAGCCAGUGGCUGGAGUUGUCCAGCACCAAGGGCAAAUGCACCAACCCCAAGAUCACAGAUAUCAAUCCAGUGACAGGCCCUCGUGAAGGAGGGACCAAAGUGACCAUCCGUGGGGAGAAUCUGGGGCUGGAGUUCAGAGACAUCGCAUCUCAUGUCAAGGUGGCUGGAGUGGAGUGCAAACCGCUGGUGGAAGGGUACAUCCCAGCAGAGCAGAUAGUAUGUGAGAUGGGGGAGGCCAAGCCGAGCCAGCAUGCUGGAUUUGUGGAGAUCUGUGUGGCCGAAUGCAAACCCGAGUUCAUGGCCAGGUCUUCACAGCUCUACUACUUCAUGACUCUGACGCUCUCUGAUCUCAAGCCGAAGCGGGGACCCGUGUCGGGUGGCACCCAGGUGACAAUUACGGGCAACAACCUCAACGCAGGCAGCAACGUCAUCGUGACCUUUGGGCGACAACCUUGCCUCUUCUACAGGAGAUCCACCAAACACAUUGUCUGUAACACCACUGCCUCGGACGAAGGCUUUGAGAAGGUGAAGGUGUCUGUGAGGGUGGACAAGGCCAAGAUACACCAGGAGCUGCAGUACGAGUAUGUGGAGGAUCCAACCAUCCUGAGGAUUGAGCCUGAGUGGAGCAUCUUCAGUGGCAACACGCCCAUUGCUGUGUGGGGGACUCACCUAGACCUGAUCCAGAACCCCCAGAUCCGGGCAAAGCAUGGUGGAAAGGAACACGUCAAUAACUGCGAGGUGCAGAACAGCACGGAGAUGACCUGCCAGGCGCCAGCACUGGCUGUUGACCCCAAUCACCAGUCUGAGCUAGCUGAGCGCCCGGAGGAGUUCGGCUUCAUUCUCGACAACGUGCAGUCCCUGCUGAUCCUCAACAAAACCAAUUUCACCUACUACCCAAACCCAGUCUUUGAGGUUUUCAACCCCUCGGGGAUCCUGGAGCUGAAGCCAGGAAGUCCGAUUAUACUGAAGGGCAAGAACCUGAUUCCACCAGUGGCAGGAGGGAAUGCCAAGCUGAACUACACUGUUCUGGUUGGUGAGAAGCCCUGUGUGGUGACUGUAUCAGAUGUGCAGCUGCUGUGUGAGUCCCCAAACCUCAUCGGACGGCACAAGGUGAUGGCUCGUGUAGGAGGGAUGGAGUUCUCCCCGGGGAUGGUCUACAUCUCUCCAGACAGCCCCCUCAGCUUGCCAGCUAUUGUCAGCAUUGCGGUGGCUGGUGGCCUGCUCAUCAUCUUCAUCGUGGCUGUGCUGAUUGCCUACAAGCGCAAGUCCCGAGAAAGUGACUUGACCCUCAAGCGUCUGCAGAUGCAGAUGGACAACCUGGAGUCCAGGGUGGCACUGGAGUGCAAAGAAGCCUUUGCGGAGCUGCAGACGGAUAUUCAUGAGCUGACAAGCGACCUGGAUGGAGCUGGGAUCCCUUUCCUCGAUUACCGAACCUACACCAUGAGGGUGCUUUUCCCUGGUAUUGAAGAUCACCCAGUCCUGAGAGACCUGGAGGUCCCUGGCUACAGGCAGGAACGGGUGGAGAAAGGCCUCAAGCUCUUUGCACAGCUCAUCAACAACAAGGUUUUCCUGCUGUCCUUCAUCCGCACGCUGGAGUCCCAGCGCAGCUUCUCCAUGCGGGACCGUGGCAACGUGGCCUCGCUGAUCAUGACAGUGCUGCAGAGCAAGCUGGAGUACGCUACUGAUGUCCUCAAGCAGCUCUUGGCUGACCUCAUAGACAAAAAUCUGGAGAGCAAGAACCACCCCAAGCUGCUGCUCAGGAGGACAGAGUCCGUGGCUGAGAAAAUGCUCACCAACUGGUUCACCUUCCUUCUCUACAAGUUCCUUAAGGAGUGUGCUGGUGAACCUCUGUUCUCCCUCUUCUGUGCCAUCAAGCAGCAGAUGGAAAAGGGUCCCAUCGACUCAAUCACCGGGGAGGCCCGGUACUCGCUGAGUGAGGACAAGCUUAUCCGACAGCAGAUAGACUACAAGACACUGGUCCUGAGCUGCGUGAACCCUGACAAUGUGAACAGCCCGGAGAUCCCGGUGAAGAUCCUGAACUGUGACACCAUCACUCAGGUCAAGGAGAAGAUCCUUGAUGCCAUCUUCAAGAACGUGCCCUGCUCCCACCGGCCCAAAGCUGCUGAUAUGGACCUGGAGUGGCGGCAGGCAAGCGGGGCAAGGAUGAUCCUGCAGGAUGAGGACAUCACAACCAAGAUAGAGAACGACUGGAAGAGACUCAACACGCUGGCACACUAUCAGGUACCAGAUGGAUCUGUGGUAGCUUUAGUCUCCAAGCAAGUCACUGCCUACAAUGCAGUCAACAACUCCACGGUGUCCCGGACCUCAGCCAGCAAGUACGAAAACAUGAUCCGUUACACGGGCAGCCCGGACAGCCUCCGUUCCCGCACACCCAUGAUCACCCCUGACCUUGAGAGUGGAGUCAAGAUGUGGCACUUGGUGAAGAACCACGAGCAUGGUGACCAAAAAGAGGGUGACCGGGGCAGCAAGAUGGUUUCUGAGAUCUACCUGACAAGGCUACUUGCCACCAAGGGCACUCUCCAGAAAUUUGUAGACGACCUCUUUGAGACCAUCUUCAGCACUGCUCACCGUGGCAGUGCGCUUCCCCUGGCCAUCAAAUACAUGUUCGACUUCCUGGAUGAGCAGGCUGACAAGCACAACAUCCAUGACCCCCACGUGCGGCAUACCUGGAAGAGCAACUGCUUGCCAUUACGGUUCUGGGUGAACAUGAUCAAGAACCCCCAGUUUGUCUUCGACAUCCACAAGAACAGCAUCACAGACGCCUGCCUCUCCGUAGUGGCUCAGACGUUCAUGGACUCCUGUUCAACCUCAGAACACCGUCUGGGCAAAGACUCCCCCUCCAACAAGCUUCUCUAUGCCAAGGAUAUCCCCAGCUACAAGAACUGGGUGGAAAGGUACUAUUCAGACAUCGCCAAAAUGCCAGCAAUCAGUGACCAGGACAUGAAUGCAUAUUUGGCUGAGCAGUCUCGCAUGCAUAUGAACGAGUUCAACACUAUGAGUGCGCUCUCAGAGAUAUACUCCUACGUUGGCAAGUACAGCGAGGAGAUUCUCGGAGCCCUUGAUCAAGACGACCAGGCUGGGAAACAGAAACUUGCCUACAAACUUGAACAAGUCAUAACCCUCAUGAGCAUAGACAGCUGAGAACUGUCCUGCCAGGGACACCCUGGGAGGGAUAAACCAAGUCGUGCCUCACUCAAGAUCAUCAUCUUUACCAAGUGCAAGUUUUGAUUGGCUGUAAGCAGAGUCACCUGAACAGCGCUCCUCUCUCUCUUUCUCUCUUUCUCUCUCUCAUUUCUUUCUCUUUUGAAAUCUGUGGACAAAGCGACAAAUCCCCAGGGGUUAAAACACAAGACUGCAGAGGAAUCUCGGCUCUGGGGACAUCGAGACAUUCAGGUGGAGCUCUUGUUUUCACAGCUUCCCCUCUGCCUUUGCCCUAGAGAAAAAAAAAAAAAAAUCCACGAAACAACACAAAACAAAGCAAAACAAAACAACAAAAUCCUCCCCCACCAUCACAUCAUUACUCUACAGAUGGGAAACUGGGAGGUCACCUCUGUCAUGCUGCUUUAACUGCCCUCCUAGGGAUACAACCUCUGGAGUGGACAUGGAAAAGAACUCAGUGUUACAAAAAGUCUCCCCAAGGGGAAGGCAGCCUGCCUGCCGGGAUCCUGGAGGGUAGGAGAAAAUCAAGACCCUCUCCUUCAGAGCCAUUGCAACUCUAUCUCUUGAUAGGAACCCCACUGGGAGAGGAACCCCAAAGCUCCCCGCAAAAUGCCACAGCUCCGUCCACGGUGGGACCGUUGUGGCUCUCAUCUGCCUGGGCAAAGUGGUGUUGCUGCUCUCUCGGGGCAGGAGAAGGGUCAAGAAGGGAGGAGGAGACUAAUGCUCCCCCACCCAUGUGUUUCAUAUGGUUAUUCUUAUUUUUCAAAGAGACCUGUGUUCCCCUCCGUCUUUCCCAUUGUGUCCUGUUGGUCGUAGCACUGCGGCAAAAAAAAAAAAAUGCUCUCUCUGCUCAGUGGCAUCCCGUUGGUGGUGUUUCUGUUCCUUCUGGCAAUGGACAGCGCAGCAUCUCCCUUGUCCCCACCUCAGCUUGGAAAGCAAGAGCCACAAGUCUCAGUUUGUUCCAGACAAGGUGCUUGGCCUCAAAAAACAGCCAGAGGGUGUUUUUUUUUUUUUUAAUUAUUUUUUAUUUUUAAAUGUUUGUUCUUUCCAUUUUGUUUCCUCAACUGAAACAAAGCUGUUGUUUUCUUGUGGUGGAAUAUUAGAAGGCUACUGAAGGGCUUGCCAUGAAGCAAGGUGGAAGCAUAGGACUGAUGGUAGAGGCUUCCUUCAACGCCACUCGUAAGAGGAAAUGUUACACACCUUGGAAGGAAAUCUUGGAGGAAACCCAAAUGAAACACUGCAAAAUAUUCUAUCUAGAUACUCCCAGUCAAACUGCAUGUAUCCUGGAGAACCCUGACCGAUUGUAAGCUCAUUUGCCUUUUGGUGCCAACUCCUGGCCUUUGCUCUUUUCCUUUCCUGGAGCCAGCAAAGCCUUGCUGAAGGUACAGAUGCCGACUGGGAAGGAUUUGCUGUCUCUUUGCACUUCCUAUCCCUCCAGAGAUCACUGUCACCACGGGACAAGGGUGGGCCAUCACCCUGUUCUCUCCUCUGCUCAGUUCCUCCAGAAGAACUACGCCUCAACCUGUUUUAAUGCCCACCAAAUAGGAAUGAGCUCCCGCGUCUCUUCGGCACUUGGCUGGUUAUUUUUUGUACAACUGCCAGCCUGUUCAACACUGUGGUUCAGCACAGUGGGAGAAUCAGCCCUGCAGAGCCUCAGGGGACCUGGAGAACCUUGUGCCUGGUACGCCACGGAGGUCCCCGUUCAUCUCUCCAGGAAUAAAUGGUGCUCACUAGCAAGUGGAGGAGUGGCCUCAUGCCACGGAGAAUUAACCCUCGUCCAUCCUACACCAUCCUCCGAGCCACAGCCUGGAUUUUCGUUGCACCCGGAGGGCGGAAGGGGUAAAGACAGGGUGUGUAAAUUGAUUACGGAACGAACGUGUUUGGUUUUAUUCAUGCCUCUUGCUAGCAAACCCGAACGUCUUCAGAGCAACGGCACGUGAGGGUGUGUAAAGGGGGCUGUGGUGCAAACAGCAGUCAGUUAGCAAGCAGGUUGCGUUCAGCCGAACAGAUGCACACGUAAGCAAGUCUUUCUAAAACCAUUUAAAAAACAGCAGUCCAAAAUCUGGUGCGUGUGCGGGGAGAACAUCACAAGAUUCACGUUGAAACAGCAAAACUUAGGGACACGUCUUGGUUUUAAAGCCCCAGACAUUUCUCUCUUGAUUCUAAUUAUUAUUAUUUUGUGCGUGUGCGUGUGUGUAUAUGUGUGCGCGUGCGUGUUAUUUCCUUUUUGAUUUGGCUUGCUUUCUGUUUGAUCGCUGAGCUGACGGACUCAUCAUGCACCUUAUGGACAUCUCAGCAUUUUUAAGAGGCCUGCGCAAUGGGGAUGAUUUGGUUUGGUUGGCUCUGCCGUGGUUUCGUUGACCCAUUUUGUAAUGUUGGCGCAUGUUCCAGAUCCAUUGAUGAUGGCUGUGAAAGUGGGGUGGAAGUCCCACCAGAGCCAGCGGUAAGGAAAUUACAACAACAACAACACAAACACAAUAUUUUUUAUAAGUACAUAAAAAGAAAAAAAAAAUUAAAAAAAGGAAGAAACCAAAGGUUUUGACAAACAAAGUGCCACAAGAGAUAAAUAUGGACCCUAUUGUCAUGCCUUGUGCUCACAGCUGGAUGGUAGGAGUCUGAGGACAAAUAGCUGGCUUGGAGGGAAGUGGUUAUGAGUGAUGGGCUAUACUGCCUGGACAUGCGCACAUGAAAGGAAGAAGAAGCUGUUAAAAAAAAAAAGAAAAAAGAAAAAAGUAUCAAAGUGAACUGGUGUAAUCCUGCACUGUUACUGAAGUCAAAGGAACACCACAGGGGAAAUCUGGGACUCACCCUGUUUCUUUUUGAUGUUUUCAGGGCUGUGUUUUUGUUUUAUUAUUAUUGUUGUUUUCCGUUGUCACUGUUUUAUUUCUUCUUGCUGGUACGGAGUUUUUCAGCUGUAAAAUAUAUAUAUAUAUAUUUCAAGGAAAACUUGAACACCUCAGAGACACUGAGAAUGAAACACUUAGGGGAAAUGGGAAGAGCCAUGAGAUUGGUAUCUUAACCCUUCCCAAGUCCCCAUUUCUCUCCCCCAUCCCUAGGAUUUGAAAGAAAAUGUAUAUUUUGAUUCUCUUUCAUCUCCUCUUCCUUUUUCUUUUCCUUCUUCAUUAUUUUUUUUAAUUUGGUGCUUGAGCUGGUUUUGGUUUUCACUUGGAAAAAUGUGCCAGAAUUGUGAUGUCAAUGUGUGGGCUUCCUCCCCUGUCCCAUUUGGUGUCCUUCCCCUUUCCAUCCACUGUCCCAGCAUCCCCCCCAGUCUAUGAGAGGUCUUGGCAUCUUUCUUCUCAGCCUCACCUGUUGAGCUAACUAUUUUUUUAAGUGCAUGUACAAUUCAAAUACAAUUAAAAACAAUGACACAGACAGAAGAAUGAGCCCUACUACGACGUGAAUGAGUUUUUUUCCUCUUCUUUUUGCCUUGUUUCCCCCAACUCCUCACUGUCCCACAGUUGACCAAAAGUGCUCUGUGAGUGGCAUUUCAUGGUUUUUCAAGCCACACAGAGAACAGGAGCCAAAGCCCCUUGAAGUCAACAGACAGGUUCCUAUUAUUCAGAACAUACCAGAUGAUAGGCUGAUCUUUGUGAGUUUUUUGCAUUAUUUUUUUUUUAUUACAAACACUACAAUCAUCACAAUGAAUGCUGACGCUUGCAGCACCAUCAGAAAUAAGGAAAUGGAACGUGUGAAGACUCCUUGUGGUUCCGCUGAAAGAGCUGAGAUUAAUUUCUUCAUUGCAGAGCUUGCUCUGGGAAUUGGAGGCUGGAUUUGAGGAACAAAGGUGAACAGUAAUGCUGCAACAUGCUUAUUGAGUGUAUUCAGCUAUCAAUGACGCAGCGAGCUGAGGCAUAACCCAUCAUGCCAUAACCCAUCGUGUCACAUAUUUUUGCAGACUGAGCCUUCUGGUAAAUGGAAUUUUGGGAAAAGUUGUGUAUUUUCUGGAAGAAGUUGUUAGAGACUGGUAGCACUUGAAGAGACAGCACAUGAGAACUAGGGAAGAGGAGAAAUGUAGACUCACAAAGGCAUCUUCCUUUCCUAACACACACCAGACCUAUUUUCCCACUCUUCCCUCUGCCCUGAAUAUAUUUGAAGGUUUCCUCUAUCGUGGCAUACACCAGCCUUGUUCCAUUGGGUCAGAGGCCUUACGACAAUGUUCUCCAGCGGUAGCUUGAUGGCUUCACCACUGCAGUUGUCUUGUCGUGCCACUUCAGAACUGGAGAACAUAAAAAUUGUUAUGACGCAAAGAGGAUUUACAAGCAGAACUGGGGUUGGUAUCUGUUUUAAUUGAGAUAUGAUUACCAAAGGUUACAGAUCUUGUGCAUUAGCCCACAGGGAAUUGUCCGCAUUAGAGGGAAAAAGACAAGCAAAUCACAUCAUUAUUACUUUUAAUAACCCUAUUGAAAGCUGAUAAAAAGAAAGUUAUGACUUUGGGUGCUAUUCUCACUGUUGAGUCACUGAACACAAAGGUCACACAUCUGCUAAAUUCUGGGACAUCCAUGAUGUAACAACUCAAGAAAAAAAAAAAAAAAACAGCUAGUAUCAAGAGCAAAAUUGUUUAUAAGUAAGCCAAAAUGCAAAAUUGAGAUCUGUAUUUCCACAAGGUACAUGAAGGGCUUUGAAAAGAGAUACCAUUUACCACUGUGCGGAAGACUCUUCCAAAGGAAGUCCGGAAACCUAAAAGGACUGAGUUCCAGGGCUCCUCUUAGUGGGGCAUCCAGUUGGCUCCACAAAAGACCCUCAAGUCCAAGGAUCAUCUCAUACCAAAAAGAAAAGCCUGGGCUACUGGACAUGACCAGAACUCCUCCCUCACAUCACCAAGGCAUCGAUAAAAACAAGUCGUGCUUCACCCUCCCCAUCAGCCUGUAGAAGCUCAUGAAGCAGAUGUAUCUGAUAGCCUGGAGAAAUGGUUUGCUGCUGUAAAAGGAAUGGCAGAGAAGAGGAAAACUGGUCCUGCUUCCCAAAUUCCUGGGUUAGGAUCUAGUGUGUAAGAGUGCUCCUCCAUAGCAAUCUUGUUUUCCAGGUGAGCAGUGGCCACUGCUGAUAGGGGAAGAUGCCAUGACCGGAUAAGCACUUAACUGUAACCCUAUCAGUACCCAAAAGGUGGUUUUAGUCCUUUCUUCUCCUUGGUUCAGCACGUAGCUGAAGGACCUGGUCAGAGGUCCUUCACACGCACAAAAAUGUGCAUGUUGGCCCCACCAGGUUUGUUUUCUUUUUCAGUGGCUCACCAAGAAUUGCAACCAGGAGCCCCAUUUUGUGUAUCUCCCACCCUUGGAUGAACAAAUCAGUACAAAAAUCCAGCUCUUGAAUCAGUGAUACUGUCUAAACUCUGCUCAGCCCCUGGUUACCUCCUCUCCUGGGAUGAAUAGGGAGCCCAGGAAUGGAGUUCUUUCUGCAAGCUAGGGAGCUUUGAUUAUUUACACAGGAAAUCGUGUUUCUGUGUUGGCAGGGGCCUCACUAUGACAGCUGCUGGAUAAAGAUGUAUUGGCAUAACCUCAGCGAUGCCAGGACAAUUUGCCGUGUGUACAUGAUGAGUAGUAAAAGAACGGUCCUCCAGGGCAGAUGGAGGUCUUGGACUGUCCUAGCUUUUGCCAUCCAUGUUUGGUGUGCUGUGGAGCAGGCAACUGAUAAAUCCAGUCAACCUCCACGUCACGGGGUGAACCUCAGCCUCCUGGUCAUUCACCACCCAAAUUUUCCUGCUUUGUCCCCAUUUCAGGGUAAAAUUGGGUCCAUAGAGGUCUGCAGUUUUUCCCUCACCUCUGGCACUGUGUGGAGUCCCUUCCCCUCUGUGUUGUCCUGUGGGGGAUAAUUGAUGUGCUGGUCAAGAAAAGAAAAAGAGAAGAAAACAGAUUUACACUUGGAAAGAAUAAAACCACCAUAAUAAUAAUAAUAAUAACAAUAAAAAAUACAGCGAGGAUGUAAAGCUGCUUAGUCUAAUCAACCUGUCACGUGUGUGAUUUCUGUUGUCGUCGUCAUUGUUUGUCCAUUGGCUACUCUUUUUUGUUUGUUUGUUUGUUAAUCUUCUGUUCUGAAAAUGGAGAGUUUACCUCAAACGUUUCUUUCUGCUUGGAAACAGAUCACCUCAAAGACACUAAGAGCAGUGUGCAGGGAAGCUCAGUGAAGUGAACCUGAUCAUGGAAAACGGGGAAAGAGGACGUUUAGGUUCUUCCAGCAUCCCCUUCUCUUGCUGCUGUGGGCUGAGUCUGAGGGCAGUAUUUCUGAGCAGGAGAGGCGGCUGUUCACUUCCAGAUCGACUGGAACAUCGGAACCAGUCGGGGAAAUCAAGGCACAUCCGAGCCUGAAGUCCUUUCUGAAGUAUCUGAAAGAAACUUGGUGUUACUUAAAAAUUUCUUCCCUGCUCUUUCCCCAUUCCCUGGAGAAAA